AUGGAUGUUGAGAAAGGCAAGAAGAUUUCUGUACAGAAGUGUGCCCAGUGCCACACUGUUGGGAAGAGAUGCAAGCACAAGACCGGGCCAAACCUCCAUGGUCUCUUUGGGCAGAAGACCGGUCAGGCUGUUGCAUUCUCUUGCACAGAUGCCAACAAGAACAAAGGCAUCACCUGGGGAGAGGAUACAUUGAUGAAGUAUUUGGAGAAUCCCAAGAAGUACAUCCCCGGAACAAAAAUGAUCUUCCCUGGCAUCAUGAAGGGAAAGAGGGCAGACUUAAUUGCUUACCUCAAAAAGGCUACUAAUGAGUAA
Chinchilla lanigera (long-tailed chinchilla) is the source of this 312-nucleotide messenger RNA. Its product is annotated as cytochrome c-like. Gene Ontology annotation, cellular component: mitochondrial intermembrane space. The record is from RefSeq and is a predicted model, not a curated record. Lineage: Eukaryota; Metazoa; Chordata; Mammalia; Rodentia; Chinchillidae. Gene Ontology annotation, molecular function: electron transfer activity; heme binding. Gene Ontology annotation, biological process: mitochondrial electron transport, cytochrome c to oxygen; mitochondrial electron transport, ubiquinol to cytochrome c. The transcript has a single exon. The coding region runs from base 1 to 312 and encodes 103 amino acids.